This is a messenger RNA of Elaeis guineensis (African oil palm), 1173 nucleotides long. RefSeq names its product small ribosomal subunit protein eS4x. Gene Ontology annotation, biological process: translation. Gene Ontology annotation, cellular component: cytosolic small ribosomal subunit; ribosome. NCBI's taxonomy places the organism in Eukaryota, Viridiplantae, Streptophyta, Magnoliopsida, Arecales, Arecaceae. The record is from RefSeq and is a predicted model, not a curated record. Gene Ontology annotation, molecular function: RNA binding; structural constituent of ribosome.
CUUCCGAAGCACGCUGGUCCGAACGUUUCAGGAGGGGUGGGAGGGGAAGGCUGCUGCGUUAGGAGAACAAAAUGGCUAGGGGAUUGAAGAAGCAUUUGAAGAGGCUCAAUGCCCCAAAGCAUUGGAUGCUAGACAAGCUUGGUGGUGCUUUUGCCCCCAAACCAUCUUCUGGCCCACAUAAGGCUCGUGAAUGUUUACCAUUAAUCCUUAUCCUAAGAAACAGAUUGAAAUAUGCUCUUACUUACCGUGAAGUCAUUGCAAUUCUGAUGCAACGACAUGUACUGGUUGAUGGAAAGGUCAGGACUGACAAAACCUAUCCAGCUGGUUUCAUGGAUGUUGUAUCGAUACCAAAGACAAAUGAGAAUUUUCGGCUUCUUUACGACACCAAGGGGCGUUUUCGUCUCCACUCAAUCAGAGAUGAGGAGGCUAAGUUCAAGCUAUGCAAGGUCCGGUCUGUUCAAUUUGGGCAUAAAGGCAUUCCUUAUCUGAAUACUUAUGAUGGUCGUACAAUUCGUUAUCCUGACCCUCUUAUCAAGGCAAAUGACACCAUUAAGCUUGAUCUGGAGACUUACAAGAUUGUGGAUUUCAUCAAGUUUGAUGUUGGAAAUGUGGUGAUGGUGACUGGUGGAAGGAACAGGGGCCGUGUUGGUGUCAUCAAGAACAGGGAGAAGCACAAGGGUAGUUUUGAGACAAUCCACCUCCAAGACGCAACUGGUCAUGAGUUUGCAACUCGCCUUGGCAAUGUAUUCACCAUUGGCAAGGGGACAAAGCCAUGGGUUUCCCUUCCCAAAGGCAAAGGUAUCAAGCUCAGCAUCAUUGAGGAGGCUAGGAAGCGACUUGCUGCUUCUGGCGCUGCUGCCACUGCCUGAUCAUAUUGAUUGCUUUCAUAUUUUGUGUGGGGUAUAGUUGGAGUUCUUUGUGGACAUGUAGGGGGUGGAUGUUGCAAAUCCUUUCACCUGAUUUUGGUAGUUAAACUUAAGUUUUCUUUUGAAUAGGGAUAUUGGUUCGCUUAAAUUUGAUCGGCAGCUGGACAUUGGUUUUGCAUUGGACACUAAUUGACAUUUUAUUGCGUCUGCUCAUACCAAUAUUUUUCCCGACUUCUUAGGCUACUUGUGUUUUUCUGUGUCCUUCAGCAGUUUGGUGAUGAUUAUAUCUAGUAAAUUUGUUGUCAAA